Molecule: messenger RNA, 4456 nt
Organism: Momordica charantia (bitter melon)
Lineage: Eukaryota; Viridiplantae; Streptophyta; Magnoliopsida; Cucurbitales; Cucurbitaceae
Gene: GCN2
Product: protein kinase family protein
Biological process (GO): histidyl-tRNA aminoacylation; protein phosphorylation; mitochondrial translation
Cellular component (GO): mitochondrion; cytosol
Molecular function (GO): histidine-tRNA ligase activity; ATP binding; RNA binding
Source: RefSeq, a predicted model, not a curated record
GAUUCGUAGGAGCCCACCACUGUUCAUGAACGCAACAGACCAAAAUCUUCCACUUCCAGAAUCGAAUUCAGAGUUGAAAUCGUAUCGGAGAAUCAAAAUCAGCUGCUCCGACAUCUCAGAUUUCUCCGGAAAAUCUUCGUUGAUUCCAUUGUUCUGGAUAUCCAUCACUCCGAAACAUCUCAAGAACUUUAUUUCUUUCAUUUCAAGAAUAUCUGAAUUUUGGAUUAUACCGACGCGAGAGCGAAUGCGAUUGUUGUGAAGUGGAACAUGUAUUCAGUGUGGUUAUGAGUAUUUGGCGACGAGGCGUGCAUAUGCUCGUGGGUUGUGAGGUUGGCGGAUUGAUAUUUUUCUACAUUUGGUUUUGGAAAUGGGGAAGAAGAAGCGGCAUGGUGGGGGAGGGAGUGGGAAGAGGAGCAAGGGAAGGACGCCACUGAAAGAUUACUCGUUGAGUGGUGAAGAGAGUGAGCUUCUAUCAGAAGAGAUGACUGCGAUUUGUGCGAUUUUUCAAGAAGACUGCAAAGUUGUUACUGGCCCACCUCCUCAAGUUACCAUCAAACUUAGGCCAUAUUCAAAUGCCAUGGGGUUUGAGGAUCUAGAUGUAUCUGCUCUUCUUUCAGUGAAGUACUUGCCCGGAUAUCCAUACAAAUGUCCAAAAUUGCUUAUAACUCCAGAGAAAGGUUUGUCAAAAGGCGACACUGAUAAGUUGCUUUCUCUUCUUCAUGAUCAGGCAAAUUAUAACGCUCGAGAUGGAAGGAUAAUGGUUUUCAAUUUGGUAGAGGCUGCUCAGGAGUUUUUGUCAGAAUUAGUAACGGUUGGCUGUUCUCAUUCAGAUAAAAAUUCUCAAUUGCUUCUAGAUACAGUAACUUCAAGUGCAAAGAAAGGUCCUUAUGUUCAUGGCUAUAUAGACCUCUUCAGUGGUUCUGGGGAGUUGUGGAGCUGGAGCUUUGACAUGGAAGAGAACCUCAACUCACAAGCACAACCUCUUACAGAAGAUAGCUUGAAACUGGGAGAAGUCCAAGAAAAGAAGCUUAAUAAAUUUCAGAACUUAUUCACAGGAAAAACUUCAAAGCGAGGCGAAUUACCGUCUCCUUCCUCUAACUUAGGUACACUUGAGGAAGAAAGUGAAGAUGACAGUCAGAGCAUAACUUCUUCUCAUUCAAGAAGAUCGCUAAUGGUGCAGAGGGCGGGAGAUGGUAUUAAAGCUGAGAAGCAGCAUGACGUCUUUAUGCCUGCACAAGAUUCUAUUCUUACAGACCAUGUUGCCGAAGAUGAUGACCAUGGAUCUGAAAGUGAGCCUUCAGAGUGGUCUUUUGCUUCCUUGAGUAAUGAUCAAGAGUCCCAAACUACCAAUAGGGAUAUAAUGAUGGUUCAUUUGCUCCAUCUUGCAUGUGCCCCUAAAGGACCAUUGGCUGAUGCUCUGCCAAAAUUGGCAUCUGAACUUUAUAAUUUGGGGGUCCUCUCUGAAGUGGCUCUGGAUUUGACUUCGAAACCAUCAUCCAUGUUUCAUAAAAAAUUUGAGACUGCUUUCCAAGAACAAAUGAAUGCUACUAGUUUCUCCCAGUUUUGGAACCCUUCUGAUUUUGGCGGCCCAACAUCUUCUCAACUGAGUUCUCGGUAUCUGAAUGAUUUUGAGGAGCUAAAGCCCCUUGGUCAUGGUGGUUUUGGACACGUAGUAUUAUGUAAAAAUAAAUUAGAUGGACGACAAUAUGCAGUGAAAAAAAUUCGCCUCAAGGACAAAAUACUGCCUGUCAAUGACCGCAUCUUAAGGGAGGUGGCCACUCUUUCCCGUUUGCAACACCAACAUGUUGUUCGGUAUUAUCAGGCAUGGUAUGAAACUGGGUUUUCUGAUUCUUAUGGAGAAACGGCUUGGGGAUCAACAACUCCGCUGAGCUCUACUUUCAGCUAUAAAGGUGUGAGUGCAGCAGAUACACUGGAACAUGAGAGUAAGCUGGAAUCAACAUAUCUGUAUAUCCAAAUGGAAUAUUGUCCUAGGACUCUUCGCCAGGAUUUUGAAUCAUAUACUCAUUUUGAUAAAGACUUGGCAUGGCAUUUAUUCCAUCAAAUUGUGGAAGGUUUGGCACAUAUACAUGGACAAGGGAUCAUUCAUCGGGAUUUAACUCCAAAUAACAUUUUCUUUGAUGCCCGCAAUGAUAUCAAAAUUGGGGAUUUUGGUCUUGCUAAGUUCUUGAAGCUGGAGCAAUUAGAUCAGGAUCUAGGCGUUCCUCCAGAUACAAUUGGAGUUUCAAUUGAUGGUACUGGUCAAGUUGGGACCUACUUUUACACAGCACCUGAAAUUGAACAAGGAUGGCCAAAGAUUGAUGAAAUGGCUGAUAUGUACAGUUUAGGUAUUGUGUUUUUUGAACUCUGGCACCCUUUUGGAACUGCGAUGGAAAGGCACCUUGUUCUAUCUGAUCUGAAGCAGAAAGGAGAGAUUCCAAAUGCUUGGAUUGCUGAAUUUCCUGAACAAGCGUCCUUGUUACGACGUUUAAUGUCUCAAAGUCCAUCCGAACGUCCUUCGGCCUUGGAACUUCUCCAGCAUGCUUUUCCUCCAAAAAUGGAGUAUCAAUUAUUAGACAACAUUCUGCGGACGAUGAAAACAUCAGAGGACUCAAGUAUAUAUGAUAGAGUUGUUAAUGCUAUUUUCGAUGAAGAGACAUUAGUGACAAAAGGUGACCAACAUGAUUGUGGUACUGCCUCUAUCCAGUACACAGAUUUGGGCACUGAGGUUCGUGAUCAUGUUAUUGAUGUCACAAGGGAGAUGUUCAGACUGCACUGUGCAAAGCAUUUGGAAAUUAGCCCCAUGUAUUUGUUGGAUGGCUCUGAGCAAAUUAAUAGGAACACGGUCAAAAUUUUGACUCAUGGAGGAGAUAUACUUGAACUCUGUCAUGAGCUGCGUUUACCUUUUCUUAAUUGGAUUGUCUCUAGUCAGAAAUCUUCAUUUAAACGAUAUGAUAUAUCGUGCGUUUAUAGAAGAGCAAUUGGGCAUUCACCUCCAAACCGAUACCUUCAGGGUGAUUUUGAUAUCAUUGGAGGUACAUCGGCUUUGACUGAGGCAGAGGUUAUCAAGGUGACUGUGGACGUUAUUUCUUAUUUUUUCUAUUCAGAUUCUUGUGAUAUACACUUAAAUCAUGGAGAUCUGUUGAAUGCUAUUUGGUCUUGGGCUGGUGUUAAGGCAGAACAUAGGCAUAAAGUGGCAGAGCUUCUUUCUAUGAUGGUAUCCUUACGUCCUCAAUCUUCUGAGAGGAAAUCGAAGUGGGUUGUGAUAAGGCGCCAACUAUUACAGGAACUCAAAUUAGCAGAAGCUGUUGUAAAUAGAUUGCAGACUGUAGUUUUGAGGUUCUGUGGUGCAGUGGAUCAGGCACUUCCUAGAUUGAGAGGUGCCCUUCCAACAGAUAAAUCUAUGCGUAAAGCACUUGAUGAGUUGUUAGACCUUUUUAACUACUUGAGAGUAUGGAAGAUUGAAACAAAUGUUUACAUAGAUGCCUUAAUGUCACCAACGGAGGAUUAUCAUCGGGACAUAUUUUUUCAGGUAUACUUAACAAAGGAAAAUAAUCCUGGCUCACAUCCUGAAGGUGCAUUGCUUGCUAUUGGUGGCCGCUAUGACUAUUUGCUGCAACGGAUGUGGAGCCGUGCAUAUAAAACUACUCCUCCCGGUGGUGUCGGGACCAGCAUAGCGCUAGAGACUAUAAUUCAGCAAUCUGCUGUAGAUUUGAAACCCAUCCGAAAUGAGGGGAGCACCAGUGUCCUGAUUUGUUCGCGAGGCGGAGGGGGACUAUUGUUAGAACGCAUGGAACUUGCUGGGGAGCUGUGGGAGGAGAAGAUUAAGGCUCAGCUCGUCCCUACACCUGAUCCAAGUCUCACAGAGCAAUAUGAAUAUGCUAGUGAGAAUGACAUAAAAUGUCUUGUCAUCAUAACAGACUCUGGUGUAUCUAACACAGGUUCAGUAAAGGUUCGACAUCUAGAACUCAAAAGGGAGAAGGAAGUCGAACGCUCCUACAUCAUCAAGUUUCUACAGGAGGCAAUGGCGAACCAGUUUAAAAAUCCCCUCAUAUGGAAUUAGGACUGUCCGCCACUGCAUUACUUAGCCUUGUACUCGGUCAUCAUACUUGACGAUGUUAUUUAAAUCGCAACAUCAGAGAUGUUCUACCAAGAGUUUUCCAACCAUGUGACAUUACCAUCUUAAGAAUCAGAUUCCACAGCCACCCCCUGAAACAGAGAGAAAAGAACAUUGUCCAGGUCUUCUCUACCAUGCUCAAUUCAGAUUAGUGUCAAUGGAAUCAAGCAGCAACCGAGGUGAUGAGUCGAUUUUAAGCCAUCCAUCCCACAGAGAACACUGUACAGUUCUGGGGCUAAACAACAUAGUAUAGAUUGAUGUAAAUAAGAUAAAUAUGUUCAGUUAUAUAUUGUGAAUGCUAUUUGGAACUCAGUUUAUAGAUUUUGUUUUCCUUUCUGUUCA